GAGCGGUUACGGUGGCCGGGGCGGCUCAGUGGCUCCCAGAAGGCGAAGCUGGGCUGGCUCGCCAGGCCUCGAGGAUGGCGGCUCACCUGAAGAAGCGGGUCUACGAGGAGUUCAGCAAAGUGGUGGUCCAGCAACAGCAGCAUGAAGAAAUUUCAGCCAAGAAACUCCGACUAACCAAGCCGAGCAAAUCUGCCGCGCUUCACGUAGACCUUUGCAAGGCCACUUCACCGGCAGAUGCAUUACAGUACCUGCUCCAGUUCGCUAGGAAACCAGUGGAAGCUGAAAGUGUGGAAGGAGUUGUGCGAAUCUUGCUGGAACAUUAUUACAAGGAAAACGAUCCUUCUGUGAGACUAAAAAUUGCUUCCUUGCUGGGCUUGCUGUCAAAGACUCCUGGGUUUUCUCCUGAUUGCAUUCUGGACGAUGCCAUUAACACGCUCCAAAAUGAAAAGUCCCACCAAGUUCUGGCUCAGCUUUUGGAUACGUUGCUGGUGAUUGGGAAGAAGCUUCAAGAGAACCCUGCAGUGCGAGGGCGUCUUAUAGACGUAGCUUGCAAGCAUCUGACGGAUUCCUCCCAUGGUGUAAGGAACAAAUGCCUGCUCCUGAUUGGCUGUCUGGGGACAGUGGAAAAAGGUGGCUCGAAGGAAGCGGAGCACCAGUCUCCCAAAGACGUGCAGAAGAUUAUAGGGGAUCACUUUAGCGACCAGGAUCCACGAGUUAGGACUGCAGCUAUAAAAGCUAUGUUGCAGCUUCAUGAAAGGGGAUUAAAGUUGCAGCAAACAAUUUAUAGCCAGGCGUGUAAACUCUUAACGGAUGAUUAUGAACAGGUCCGCAGCGUAGCAGUACAACUCACUUGGGUCCUUAGCCAGCUUUACCCAGAAAGCAUUGUCCCAAUCCCAUCCUCCAAUGAAGAAAUCCGGCUAGUUGAUGAUGCUUUUGGGAAGAUUUGUCACAUGGUCAGCGAUGGCUCUUGGGUUGUAAGAGUCCAGGCUGCUAAACUAUUGGGAUCUAUGCAGCAAGUUAGUUCUCAUUUCUUAGAACAGACCCUGGACAAGAAGCUGAUGUCAGACUUGAGGCGAAAACGCACUGCCCAUGAACGGGCUAAAGAGCUGUACAGUUCUGGGGAAUUCUCAAGUGGCAGGAAAUGGGGGGAUGACGCUCCCAAAGAAGAAAUAGACACGGGGGCCGUGAACCUCAUUGAAUCGGGGGCCUGCGGAGCUUUUGUUCAUGGCCUGGAAGAUGAGAUGUACGAGGUCCGGAUUGCUGCUGUUGAAGCCCUCUGCAUGCUGGCACAGUCUUCACCCUCUUUUGCAGAGAAGUGCCUUGAUUUUCUGGUUGACAUGUUUAACGACGAAAUUGAGGAAGUGAGGCUGCGGUCAAUUCACACCAUGAGGAAGAUUUCCAACAACAUCACUCUCCGAGAGGAUCAACUAGACACAGUGCUGGGUGUCUUGGAGGACUCCUCCCGAGAUAUCCGGGAAGCUCUCCACGAGCUGUUGUGUUGCACCAACGUCUCGACCAAAGAAGGCAUCCAUCUUGCUUUGGCGGAGCUGCUAAAAAAUCUUUCCAAGUAUCCUACAGACAGGGAUUCCAUCUGGAAAUGUUUAAAGUUCCUGGGAGGCAGGCACCCCACUCUAGUGCUCCCACUUGUUCCUGAAUUGUUGGGCACCCACCCUUUCUUUGACACCCCCGAGCCAGACAUGGAUGACCCAGCUUAUAUUGCAGUCUUGGUUCUGAUUUUCAACGCGGCCAAAUCGUGCCCGACUAUGCCAGCACUGUUCUCCGACCACACCUUUCGGCACUAUGCCUAUCUUCGGGACAGUCUCUCGCACCUUGUCCCACCCUUGAGGCUGCCUGGGAAAAAGCUGGCAUCUUCUUCCGUGCCUGCCAGCCUCACACUUCAGGAAGACCCUUCCCAGGAAUUUCUACAGCAGAGCCUUGAAAGAGUUUUCAAUCUUCAGCAUCUAGAUCCACAGGGCACUCAGGAGCUGCUUGAAUUCACCAUUCGGUGCUUACUUUGCAAAAUGAGAGAGGGGUGGGGUGGGAACUUCAUCCAGGUUGGUGACGUCCACCAGAACUCAGCACAUGCUUUUCUGUUUCAUAGCCCCCAGACCCUUGUACAGGCCAGCCCUAUUCAGCAGUGUGGGUUUGUGCCCUGAAGCAGCUGCAGAAAUGCAAAGAUCUUGGUUACAAUAGUACUUUUUAUACCUUUGUAAGUGUUGUCUGUGGGGCAGCCCCUGGCAGAGCGAGUCAUAGAGGCAGAGGGAGUGAGGGGUAACUGACACGGGCAAAAUCCUUUCCUCUCUCUACGAAGAAGAGGCCCAACCUUUCUGUAGUGGUGGCUUUUUUUUCACUCUCUGCAUAAUAGUCCCCAAAGUGAUGUGCCCCUCCAUGCACACUGCACCAUUUUGAAACCAUUUUGAUAUUAAAGUAACAAAAGAUGCAGUAGAAACAUUUAGAUGAAAAGCUAAGGUAACGAUAAGAUUUCGGCUGGUGCCCCAAAUUUUUCCUAAACUUGGCUCUGGUUACACCUGAACCAAGUAGGAAUCUCAUAGUCAUGAUGCUUAAUAAAGCAUGUCUUCCCUCUAGUGCAGUGUUUCUCAACCUUGGCCAUUUUAAGAUGU
Python bivittatus (Burmese python) is the source of this 2621-nucleotide messenger RNA. The record is from RefSeq and is a predicted model, not a curated record. Lineage: Eukaryota; Metazoa; Chordata; Lepidosauria; Squamata; Pythonidae.